Messenger RNA from Acyrthosiphon pisum (pea aphid), 2277 nucleotides. Its product is annotated as E3 SUMO-protein ligase PIAS2-like. Gene Ontology annotation, molecular function: SUMO ligase activity; zinc ion binding; transcription coregulator activity. The transcript is spliced from 3 exons. NCBI's taxonomy places the organism in Eukaryota, Metazoa, Arthropoda, Insecta, Hemiptera, Aphididae. The record is from RefSeq and is a predicted model, not a curated record. Gene Ontology annotation, biological process: regulation of transcription by RNA polymerase II; protein sumoylation. Gene Ontology annotation, cellular component: chromatin. Bases 145 to 1917 code for a protein of 590 amino acids.
GCAAUUUUAGCUUUGUUUUUGUUUUUCUUCAAAGCUUACGUGGGUCGCAAAAAAUGUCCGAAAAAGUGGGUCGCGAGUCCAAAAGGGUUGAAGACCACUGCCAUAGCCGAUCGUCAAGAAUUUGAGCAGUUUAAAAUCGUGACCAUGAUGACCAACCAUGAUGAAGAUUAUAAAAACAUGCUGGCUGUUUUCCGGACUACCGACUUGCAAACAUUAUUGGGAGCUUUUGGUCAAAAUAAAACAGGACGAAAAUCUGACUUAAAAGAUCGGGCACUUGAAUUAUUAAGAACUAGACCAAUUGGCUUUAACCACGCGGCAUACGGACCAAAAAUAUAUGAAAUAUAUUGUUCCAUUACAGAUUUGCCUCAUAAUGAUGAUAGAAUGAUACACGGCUCAUUACAAACCCAACAGGGACAAAUGACGACCAUGGGGCAGACACAGGCUCCAAAACCAAGAAUGUACCAACCUCCACCACAAUAUCCUCAACAGCCAAUGCAUAUGACCCGAGCUGGGUUACCACAGGUUAUGCCGCAUAUUCAAAGAGGCAUUAAUUAUAGUAAUUCAAUUAGACCAAAUACUAUGGCUAACAAUACCAUUCAAUAUAUAUCAGGCAGUUAUCAACCUUCUGGACCUUGUUCUAUUGCGUCAUCUAAUUUAUCCUCAAGUCAACAAAUGAAUGUGGUCUCACAAGAUCCAUUGAGAUAUGAUACGAGAGGAAUGCCAGUUAGAAAUAAUUCGUAUACUCCAUCUCCUGAAACUGUAGCCCUAAUCAAGUUCAAAAAGUUACCACUUUAUGAGGUAAUUGACGAAGUUAUAAAGCCAACUUUUCUAGCCGGCACGGAGAAAUGUACAUUACAAAACUAUCCUAGAGGUAUGAAAGAAUGGCAAUUCAAACUUUUUGUGCCAGCCGAGAACGUCAAUAUGGUUGCCAUGAAUCGUGAUGUUUCCCCAGGAAAAAAUGAGUAUAUUUAUCAGUUCCAGAUUCGAAUUAGUCAGUUAGUGUAUCCUAUAAUUAAUGAGGUAACAGACUAUAUGCCUCUUGGACUAAAAAUUCGGUUUGGUCCGAAAGCAUGUCCAUUACCACCUACUGCUCCUAAUACUCGACCAGGAGCUGAAUCCAGACGAUCUCCAAGACCUAUAAAUUGCACUCAACUUGUCAAACUUUCUCCAAUCACUCCCAACAUGAUCUAUGUAAAUUGGACUCCCGAUGAAAAAAAUUAUGUUAUAGCUAUGUAUCUUGUAAAAAGAUUAAGUUCAGAAACGUUGAUACAAAGACUUAAAGAUAAAGGAGGUAGGAGUUCAGAAGAGACCAAAAACUAUAUAAUUAAAAAGUUAGGGGAAGUGGAUCCAGAUUUGGCCACUACGUCUUAUCGAUUUUCCUUAGUAUGUCCAUUGAGUAAAAUUAGAAUGAAGGUACCUGCUAAAUCUAUACAUUGUGAUCAUUUACAAUGUUUUGAUGCUAGCACAUUUAUUUUAAUGAAUGAGAAAAAGCCAACAUGGAUGUGCCCAACUUGUAAUAAACCUUGUUUGUAUGACGACAUACAAAUAGAAAAUUAUUUUUUGGACGUUGUUUCAAGUCCAACCCUCAAAAACUACAUCACGGAAAUUGAAAUUUUAGCUGAUGGCACAUGGAUAGCUUAUGAAAAAAAUAAAGAGAUAAAAAAUAAGAUACCAAAUAGUACACCUGAUGCAAAAUUAGAACCUAUUGAUUCUGUGGAUUUAGUUAGCGACGAAGAAAAAUCCGUUGAUAUGAAUGUAGAACUAAACACUGAAACUGUCAAACGCCAAGAAAAUGAAAAUUUCAGCUUUGUCGAUUUGACAUUAAGUGACAAUGAAGAAGAACCGCCAAAAGAAAAAGAUAAACAGGAAAAUGAGGCACAGGCUAUUGAUGCUAUACAAACCAGUGGCUGUAGUUGAUUUAAAACCACAAGCUCAAGUACAACCACAACAAGCUAUUACCAGUUCUGAGCAAGGAAUAGUAAUUGUAAUAGACAGACAAGAUAAAAUUAAUUCUUAUAAUGUUAUAUUUAAUACCUAAAUAUUAAGAUUAUAAUAUAAUUAUAUCCUUCUUUUUUAUAUAUUAUUUAAAUAAAAUUUUAAUUUAACAUAGUAAUAAUACAUGCGGUUUAAGAUACUACUUAUGUUAAUGGCCUCAAACUCAAAUUACCAACAGGCCUAUAUAUCAAUUAUAAUAGGUCAAAGGUUUGAGGGCAAAACACUUUUUACUCAUUUUAAUACUAAAUCUAAAAUAAUUGAAAUAAAUGAAGACACCAUUUA